CGCAGCUCGGGCCACCGCCUGCCACCAUGGGGGCGUCCGGGCGGCUGCUGCGUGCCGUGAUCAUGGGGGCCCCGGGCUCCGGCAAGGGCACUGUGUCGUCACGCAUCACUAAACACUUCGAACUGAAGCACCUCUCCAGCGGGGACCUGCUCCGCCAGAACAUGCUGCAGGGCACAGAAAUUGGUGUGUUGGCCAAGACUUUCAUUGACCAAGGAAAGCUCAUCCCAGAUGACGUCAUGACUCGGCUGGCCCUUCAUGAGCUGAAAAACCUUACCCAGUGUAGCUGGCUGUUGGAUGGAUUUCCAAGGACACUUCCACAGGCAGAAGCCCUGGAUAGAGUUUAUCAGAUAGACACAGUAAUAAAUCUCAACGUGCCCUUUGAGGUCAUUAAACAACGCCUUACUGCUCGCUGGAUACAUCCCGCCAGCGGUCGAGUAUACAACAUUGAAUUCAACCCUCCCAAAACUGUGGGCAUUGAUGACCUGACAGGGGAACCUCUGAUUCAGCGUGAGGACGACAAACCAGAGACAGUGGUCAAGAGACUAAAGGCGUAUGAAGCCCAGACUGAGCCAGUCCUGCAGUAUUACCAGAAAAAAGGGGUGUUGGAAACAUUCUCCGGAACAGAAACCAACAAGAUAUGGCCCCACAUAUACUCCUUUCUACAGACGAAAGUUCCAGAAACUAUUCCAAAAGCCUCUGUUACUCCCUGAGGAGGGCAGCAAUUGGCAGGAUGAAGCAGGGCCUCCUCUCCUCUCCUUGCCUCUGUAUUUCGAAGCUCUUUUCCUAAGACUUCUCUAAAAAUUAUGAUUUACUCCUAAUGGCUGUGCCAAAUGAGUCAGAUACUAAGCCUGAUCUGUUAAAAUAGCCUCAUAUGUUUAAUCUAGGAUCUAGUUGUCUUCUGUGGAUGUGCAAUUCAGAAACAUCAGAGAUGCUGAAUCAAACAAACUCAGAGCACAAUUAACGGAGCAACUGGUAGUCAUCUAACCUUCUGUUCAGUUAGUCAAAGUGGUUGAUCACAUUUUCAUGUUUUUCUGGAAAAGUUAAAAAAAAUUAGGUAUCACUUGAGGCAGAUAAAUAUCUCAUUAGAGGCUUUUGCAUAAACCAAUGCCCACUGCAAUCCAGAAAGGUGUUUUCUAGUCCGAGGGGAUGUGGUAUUAGAAGACACUGUCUAUAGAUUCCAGAAAGCAAGCAACGGGCUUUACAGAUAUUACUAGAUGCAAACUCACUGCUGCCUUUAUAGGAAAAGCCAGGGCACAGGGCCACCACGCUGUGUCCUCUACUUAUUCAAUCCGCUAUGAAAAUGCAGCCACUGGCACUUAGGGACCAGUGACUUGAAUAUGGAUUGUUUUCUUUUUCAAACAUGCAUGGACUGAGGUAUAUGAUUUAUGUUAACUGACAAUGGAAUUAAGCCCUAAGUUCCCACAUGCUACUCAGGUUGAGGACCAUGUUGUUAGGACCUACCUGUCAGUUUUCCUCUUUGAUCUAAAUGGACUGUCUGCCUUGAUGAGCAAGAUAAUAAACAGAAGACUAAAGGGUAAGACAGCAUCCACGGCAGACAAUAUCCAUGGGCAUUUGCCACUGUGGAGUAGACGGGACAUGCCAGGGACAGCCCCUUGACAGAAAGACCAGUCAACUAACCAACAGGUGUAGUAAUUGAAGGAUUUGCAUGGUGGGUUCAAAGGCACUGUAAAGAGCUUCCUUAAGGACAUUUAUACCUGUGUUGAAGUUCUAAACUCAAGAUCUUGCCUCAGCCUCUCUCAAGUGCUGGCAUCACUGUGUGCUACCACUUCCUGCCCUACUUUAAAGGGAAACAACUCUACUGGUAGCAUCUAUGCAGCCUCGUCUUCUACCUACAGCACUGGGAUCCAAUCACGCCUGUACGCUGGGCAAGCAUCCUACACUGUGCUGUCUCCAGCCCUUUCUGUUGCUGCUGUUGGUUCUGCUGGUGGUUCAGUUCUGUGUAGCCCAGGUUGGCUUGAGACCAUUCUGUUGUCAACACUGGCCCCACAUCCGUGGCCUCCUUCGUCUCUCAAGUGCUCACACUACAGGUGGAUACCACUAAACCAACCCCGAGAACCCAUCUUAAAAUGGCAGUCACUUUAGACUCCUUAGUAAGGAAUCUAAGGACAAGGACCUGCCCUUAUAUUUUGUGGCCUGAAGGGACAAAAUGGGAGAAGUUCAAUAAAAAGACAUUUCCACCUUUCAGGAAGAUGUUCUCUUAUUUUACUUGGUGCUAAAUCAAAGAAUCAAGCCCUUGUUCCAGCCUUUGAAAUUCUGGCCUACCUUAUUUCAGACACUCGGAGUACAAAUGCCAACAAAUGGAUCUUACGUAUUUGGGAGUGAGAAGGAAUCUCCGAUGUUUAAAUUUCACUGUUGAUCUUCCAAAAUGGACUAGGCCUUAGGAUCACAAUGAACAUCUUGUCCUUUGUCAAUGUUUCUCUACUGCCUUAGCUGAUGUUGAUAACCACUUUCUAAAACCUGUUGUGAAUUACCUAAACCUAGGACUCAUCAGCAGGUGAUAACAGCACUGUGGCUGUUGUCCUUUGUCCCUGGCCCUUCACAAGACCCUAAACCCCCUUCCUGUCUGCUCCCACAAUGUCUCACUGGCUUCUUUCUAAUAAAUGGUCUUCAAACAGUA
Grammomys surdaster is the source of this 2638-nucleotide messenger RNA. RefSeq names its product adenylate kinase 3 (gene Ak3). The coding region runs from base 27 to 710 and encodes 227 amino acids. Gene Ontology annotation, cellular component: mitochondrion; cytoplasm. Gene Ontology annotation, biological process: nucleobase-containing compound metabolic process. NCBI's taxonomy places the organism in Eukaryota, Metazoa, Chordata, Mammalia, Rodentia, Muridae. The record is from RefSeq and is a predicted model, not a curated record. Gene Ontology annotation, molecular function: ATP binding; AMP kinase activity. The transcript has 5 exons.